CACAGGCACAGCCUUGCCACACACCCAUGAGCAGCUGAGCUCCCAUUAUUCUCACCUGCCGAUCGCUGUGUCCAUCGCUCUCUCGCCACCAUCACUCGCGUCAUCCUACGUACGCCGGCUUAGCUAGAGCUAUCUCGAUGACCAGACCAGCGCCGUCGCCGCUGCUCGUGUUGGUCGUGCUGGUCGGCGCGCUGGCCGGCGGACGCGAGGCGGCGCUGCUGAAGGCGCACUUCUACAGGCCCAGCUGCCCGGCGGCGGAGGCGGUGGUGCGCGACAUCGUGCUGGCCCGCGUCGCCGCCGACCCCGCCGCGCUGCCGGCGAGGCUGCUCCGCCUCUUCUUCCACGACUGUUUCGUCAGGGGGUGCGACGCGUCGCUGCUGAUCGACUCGACGGCGGGCAACACCGCGGAGAAGGACGCUGCGCCGAACGGGUCGCUGGGCGGCUUCGACGUCAUCGACACCGCCAAGGCCGUGCUGGAGGCCGUCUGCCCCGGCGUCGUCUCCUGCGCCGACAUCGUCGCGCUCGCUGCAAGGGACGCCAUCUCCUUCCAGUUCGGUCGUGACCUGUGGGACGUGCAGCUCGGGCGGCGCGACGGCGUGGUAUCCAGCGCGUCGGAGGUGCUGUCCGACAUACCCUCGCCGUCGGAUAACUUCACUGUGCUUGAGGCCAAAUUCGCCAGCAAGGGCCUCGACGUCAAGGACCUCGUCAUCCUCUCGGGCGCGCACACCAUCGGUGUCGGCCACUGCAACCUCUUCGGCAGCCGCCUCUUCAGCUCCACCACCUCCGGUGUCGCCCCCGCGACCGACCCGACCCUCAACGCCGCCUACGCCUCUCAGCUGCGCGCCGCGUGUGGGUCGCCCUCCAACAACGUCACCGCCGUGCCUAUGGAUCCCGGCAGCCCCGCCCGGUUCGACUCCCACUACUACGUCAACCUCAAGCUCGGCCGUGGCCUGUUCCGCUCCGACGCCCAACUGCUCGCCGACCGCCGCUCCGCCAGCAUGAUCCACGCGCUGACCAAGGAAGGCUACUUCCUGCAGGAGUUCAAGAACGCUGUGCGCAAGAUGGGCCGCGUCGGCGUGCUCACUGGCGGGCAGGGAGAGAUCAGGAGAAACUGCAGGGCCGUCAACUCAUAAACUGAUUGAUUGGUACAUACGUACAUGACUACAUAUACACUGUGAUGUUUUGGUGGUAAUUAGUUAUGAUAGGUUUGUUUGUGUUUAUAUUCUUGGUGUUCACAUGAGGGGAGCCGUAAUGAAUAAUCAGCCCGGCUAUUGUCGAACACGAACGCUAUGGAUUAUUGGGUUGCAUAAUUUAUUUAUUUUUGGGGUUUCAAGUUGCAUAA
Messenger RNA from Hordeum vulgare subsp. vulgare (domesticated barley), 1342 nucleotides. Its product is annotated as peroxidase 24-like. Gene Ontology annotation, molecular function: heme binding; peroxidase activity. Gene Ontology annotation, cellular component: plant-type cell wall; plasmodesma. The coding region runs from base 138 to 1133 and encodes 331 amino acids. The transcript has 4 exons. Gene Ontology annotation, biological process: hydrogen peroxide catabolic process; response to oxidative stress. NCBI's taxonomy places the organism in Eukaryota, Viridiplantae, Streptophyta, Magnoliopsida, Poales, Poaceae. The record is from RefSeq and is a predicted model, not a curated record.